Molecule: messenger RNA, 2307 nt
Organism: Cornus florida
Lineage: Eukaryota; Viridiplantae; Streptophyta; Magnoliopsida; Cornales; Cornaceae
Product: subtilisin-like protease SBT1.5
Exons: 1
Coding region: 1-2307 (768 amino acids)
Biological process (GO): proteolysis
Molecular function (GO): serine-type endopeptidase activity
Source: RefSeq, a predicted model, not a curated record
AUGGGUUGUUUAUGGGCUCUGCCUUUCACUGUUUUUCUCUGUUUCUCAGUCAUUUAUGGUGACAGCAAUACCAAAACCUUCAUAGUUAGAGUUGAUAACAAUUUGAAACCAUCUGUGUUUUCUAGCGUUGAACAUUGGUACAAGACUACCCUUCAAAGUCUUAAUUCCAACCCUUUAAACUCUGAAAAGCCCAAAACAAUCAACCAAGACUUCCUGCAUGUGUACAAGACUGUUUUCCAUGGUUUCUCUGCCAGUCUCACCACACAACAAGCAGAGGAAUUGAAGAAACACCCAAGUAUUCUUGCGGUCUUACCGGACCGACUUCAUCAACUUCACACCACUCGAUCACCUGCAUUCCUUGGACUCUCCCCAACCAACCCAAACGGCCUCUUAGCAGAGGCAAAUUUCGGUGAUGACGUCAUAGUUGGAGUUUUUGACACUGGUAUAUGGCCAGAACGACGUAGUUUUCGCGACAAAGGCCUCGGACCCGUCCCUUCUCGUUGGAAGGGAGAGUGUACAGAAGGAGAAAGGUUCUCCAAAACCCUCUGCAACAGAAAGAUCAUCGGAGCGAGGUACUUUACCGCCGGUUACGAAGCCGAAAACGGCAGAAUUAACAUCAGUACGGGCGUCAGGUCUGCUAGAGAUUCGGACGGUCACGGCAGUCACACCGCAUCCACGAUCGCCGGAAACCUCGUCCGCAAUGCCUCCCUCUUCGGCUUAGCAAAAGGUGUUGCCUCCGGAAUCGCACCAAAAGCAAGAAUCGCUGUAUACAAAGUUUGCUGGUACAACGGUUGCAAGGAAUCCGACAUACUCGCCGCCUUCGACAGGGCAGUGGAAGACGGCGUCGACAUCAUUUCUCUCUCCCUCGGCGCCUCCACGGUUCCUUAUUACGACGACCCUAUUGCCAUUGGCUCCUUCGGGGCAAUGCAGAAAGGAAUUCUUGUUUCUGCUUCAGCCGGUAACGAUGGUCCCUUUGAGAUGACGGUAGAGAAUGUAGCUCCGUGGAUCACCACAGUCGGUGCCAGCACAAUAGACAGGAACUUUACGGCGGAUCUUUUGUUAGGAAACGGUCAGGUUAUAGCCGGAGCUUCCUUGUAUGGUGGCAAGCCAUUACCUCAAAAGACGUAUUUGCCCCUGAUUUACGCAGCCGAUAUCAGGAAAGGGGAAGGGCUUUGUUUGAACGGUACGCUGGAAAAGUAUCGCGUACGCGGCAAGAUCGUGUUGUGUGAUAGAGGUUUGAUUACACGUGUCGAGAAGGGAGAGAUCGUAAAGGAAGCUGGUGGGGCCGGAGUGAUUGUUGCCAAUAUCGAAUCAGGAGAUGAAUUUAUAUCUCCUGAUCCUCAUGUGAUUCCGGGAAUGAGUAUCGCCCAUUCAGCCCGUGAAACAGUUCUACGUUAUAUAAACUCUUCAUCGAACCCGAAGGCAACAAUCAUCUUUCGCGGGACCCAGGUCGGAGUGAAACCGUCACCUAUGGUUGCCUCCUUUUCAUCAAGAGGUCCCAACACUAUAUCCAAUUACGUGGUCAAACCUGACAUAAUUGCGCCAGGUGUCAACAUCCUAGCGGCGUGGACUGAUCUCGCGCCUCCAACGGAAUCACCAUUCGAUAAGAGACGCACGGCGUUUAAUAUAAUUUCGGGUACGUCCAUGUCUUGCCCACAUGUGGCUGGAAUUGCGGUUUUACUUAAAGGGGUUUACCCGGAUUGGUCACCGGCUAUGAUCCGGUCAGCUAUGAUGACCACAGCGUACAUGCACGACCACGAUGGGAAGCCCUUGGUUGAUGAGGAAUCCUUAAAGAAAGUAACGGUGCAGGACAUGGGUGCAGGACAUGUGGAUCCUAAAAAGGCAAUGGAUCCUGGCUUGGUGUACGAUCUGACGGUGCAUGAUUACUUGGACUUUCUUUGCGCUUCCAAUUAUAGCCGUCGUGAAAUGAUCCAAGUCACACAUACACCAGUGAAAUGCAGAAGCAAGCAAAAUAAACCGUGGAAUAUAAACUACCCAGCAAUCGCGGUUGUUUUUAAUGCAUCAGCACCAUCCUCGGAGGUUGUAGUUAAGAGAACAGUGACACAGGUUAGCCACGGUGCAUCCAGUUACCACGUUAAAGUUUCCAAUCCAAGAGGUGCAAUCAUGACCGUUGAUCCCCCAAAGAUGGAGUUCAAAAAGAGGGGACAAAAAAAGAGCUUUGUGGUUCGGAUUUCGGCUGGAAAAUCGAAUUCGCCACCUGGGAUCAUUUACAAUCAGUUUGGUAAGUUGACGUGGACAGACGGGAAGCACCACGUCAAUUCACCUGUGGUGAUCGCGUGGCAAUAG